AUGGGUACCCCACUCAGGGAGCUGAUCGCUAGCACGCUCGAAAAGGUGUACAAUGCCUGCAACACGAGGAAACUCACCAAGUUGAAACAGGACUGCAAGUCACUGCUGGACCGGCUGGAUGACGUGCUGUCCCAGAAGGAGGGAGCAGCUGGAGGUGCUGUGGUGGUGGCAGCUGAUGUUGCCCUCGAGCCCCCAGAAUUGCCAGAAGCACCUCCAACCCCCACACGGAUCCCCCCUCCUCAGGUGGGCACUGAAAAUGAGGAUGCGCCUUCCGAACCCGCUGAUGCCUCAGGCAGGGAACCAGAGGAGCCCCCACUGCCCCCUGCCCCCUCCUUCCAACCAGAGGGGGUGCCAGAUGUGGCAAAACGCCCACAAGGGGACCCCCAGCCGCCUGCCACUGGGUUGGUCACGGGUACCAAUGGGGAAGCAGAGGGGGUGGGAACAGAGGAGGGGGAGGGGCCUAAUUUUCAGGCAGCACUGGCCAAGCUGAAAGUCCGGGGCAGUGUAUCAGGAACGCCUGCUGACGAAGAAGGGCUGACCCCAGAGGGCUACGUGGAGGUGAAGGAGGCAGCAGAAGGUGUGAGCUCAGAAGGGUUUGCCAACCAGGAUGGGAAGGAUCAGCAGCAGCCAGCGGAGGUGCUCACAGAGAGCGCAGCUGCAGAGAUCUUUCCUGUGUUUCAGCUGGCGAUGGACAUGAAGAAGGCUAACCUGGCCGACAUCUUGUUGGAUUGCCUUCAGCGGCUCAUUGCCCACCGGCAUGUUCAGGGUGUGGUGACCUCAGUAUCAACAUCCCUGAAGUCCACCAGGGAUGCAGGGGCAGGAGAGAUGGAGGAGGAGAGUGAGGCAGGCAGUGUCAUACUGGAGGCUGGCAAAGUGCCCCAUCAAGCGCAAGUCAUCGACAUGAUCUGCAAGUGCGACGAUGUGCAGGACGACACAGUGGAACUCAAGCUGCUGAAGGCGCUGCUGACUGCAGUCACAUCGACAACGUUCUGUGUGCAUGGCCAGGGUCUCUUGCUGGCAGUGCGCAUGUGCUACAAUGUGUACCUGAUGUCCCGCAGCCAAGUGAACCAAACCACGGCCAAGGCAUCGCUUACACAGAUGCUCAAUGUUGUGUUCCAACGGAUGGAGGCGAACUCUUUGAAUGUCCCGAUCGCACCAAUCGUUGUCAGCGAUGUUCUGGGUCUACCAAAGGUGGCGACGACAGAAUCUGCCUCCUUGUCAAACUUUGUUCAGACGUUUGUCAACAAGGCAGUUGCAGACACCCUGUUUGCACCUUCAUCAGAAGAUGUCAAGCUGACUGUGGCAGGUGCAUUCGAAAGGAGAGCAGUGGGUGGCAGCGAAACUGCAUCGGACUCAGACCAGGAUCACAUAGAAUGGAGGGAGAGUGAAAGUCAACCAGGCCACUCCAGAGUGACGAGCGCAGAACAACAGCCAGUCUCACCUGUUAUACAGGCUGGUGUGGAGCAUUCGGCAGAAGCACUUUUUCAGCCCACCGGGGAUGCAAGAAGCACUGUCCUGCAGAAGGACGCCUUCCUGGUGUUCCGCGCCUUGUGCAAGCUGUCCAUCCGCACAUCUCCCGACUCGUCUGUGUUGGACUCCACAGCUGUUCGCGGCAAGGUCCUUGCCCUUGAGCUCAUCAAGGUCCUGCUGGAGAACAGUGGACCCGUGUUCAGCAGUUCAGAGCGAUUUGUUGGGGCCAUAAAGCAGUACUUGUGCCUCAGCUUGCUGAAGAACUGUGCAUCCUCCAUACCACAGGCCCUCCACCUCUCCUGUUCAAUCUUCUUGACUCUUGUCUCCAAGUUUCGUGAGUCUCUGAAAGCUGAGAUUGCAGUGUUUUUCCCGAUGAUUCUGUUAAAGUCAAUCGAGCCACAGAUUGGGAAUCCAGCCGCUGCCAGCGGUGCUCAGCAACCUGCGAACACUGUGACAACAAGCCAUGCCCACCAGAUUGUUGUCCUCAGGUGCCUGCAGGCCCACUGCAGUGAUGGGCAGCUGCUUGUUGACCUGUUUGUGAACUACGACUGUGACCUGGACAAUGCAAACGUGUUUGAAAGGCUGGUGAUGGCCCUCAAGGGGAAGGCCCUUGGCCAUGGGAUGGAGAAGGACGCUGAGAAGGUUAGCCAGCAAGAGGCCCUAUUGCGACUAGAGUCUCUGAGGUGCCUCGUGAACAUCGUAUCAGCGUUGGUGACUUGGCAUCAGGCGCAGCAGCCAGGGGAGAUGGUGAAUCGUGAAAGUACUGCAGAGGGUAGCGACGAAGACGACGAGGGUGAGAGCCAGUUUGGUGGCCGUUCAUCUCGUCUUCUCAACACAACAUCAAGCGCAGCUCCAUCAUCUCCCAGAAAGAGCUCCUAUGCCAACAUUGCAGAUGCUGAAGACACUGGAGGGGCCAGCCAGGAGUCUCUGGUUGAGAAGCGUGCCUUCAAGAAACGGUUCCAGAAGGGCAUCAGCCUCUUCAAUAAGCAUCCGAAGAGGGGAGUGGAAUAUAUGGUACAGGAAGCACUGAUUGGUGAUAGCCCAGCUGAGAUUGCUGCAUUCUUGGAGAAGACAGAGGGCCUUGACAAGACCAUGAUUGGGGAGUACCUUGGGAACAGGGACGAGGCGUGUGUCAAGGUCAUGCACGCAUAUGUCGACUCGCUUGACUUUUCAUCCUCAGAGUUGGACCAGGCUUUGAGGUCAUUCUUGAUGGUCUUUCGACUCCCUGGGGAGGCCCAGAAGAUUGAUCGACUGAUGGAGAAGUUCGCAGAGCGCUACCUGAAGUGCAACCCAGGCAGUUUCAAGAGUGCUGAUGUGGCGUACAUCCUGUCGUAUUCCAUGAUCAUGCUGAAUACAGAUCUGCACAACCCGCAAGUGAAGGAGAAGAUGACAAAGGAGGCUUUUCUGAAGAACAACAGGGGGAUCAACGAUGGGGGUGACUUGCCAAAGGAACUGCUGGAAGCCAUAUAUGAACGCAUACUGGCCAAUGAGAUUAAAAUGAGGGAUGAUUCUCUUAUUGAAGGCACAGCAGAGGGCGCUGCUGAAGGGACAGCUGCAGAGUACUUGUUGAACCAAAAGGGUGUGGUGUGGUUGGACAUGUUCCUGGGGCUGAUUGGUCGGCGCCAGGCAACACUCAAUGAGCCAAGUGACGAGGCCAUCAAGAGGACACAGGAGUACUUGAGGGAGAAAGCCAAGGGUGCCACUUUCUUCAAGUCUGUUGAGGUGGACACUGUGCGACCAAUGCUCGAGAUGACGUGGGCACCCAUGUUGGGGGCAUUCAGUGUGCUGUUUGAGCAGUCAGAAGAUGAGUAUACAAUAAGCCUCUGUUUGGAAGGGUAUGUCUCGGCUAUCAGCAUCACUGCCAAACUAGGGAUGGCGAUGCUGCGUAGCAGCUUCACGCGCAGCCUUUGCCACUUCACAUUCCUCCAUGCCCCCGCAAGCAUGCGUGUGAAGAACGCCCUGGCAUUCAGGGCCAUACUGGACGUGGCAGAGGUUGUUGGGGACAACCUCAAUGAGAACUGGAUGGAUAUCCUGAAGUGUGUCUCCCUUUGGGAGCUGAUGUACCAGCACUACUCUGGGACGCCGACAGAUGCUUCCCUGUUUGCCCCCGUCUCUGAGGUGCUGAAUGCGACUGAACACCUGGGGCCCACAGUGAGACUUAGGCAGAAGCUGAAACAGCUGUCGAUGCGGUUGGGGACAGACACUGAUGUUGCCACUGCACUUGCUGGGCCCGCUGCAGUGGACAGCUUUACAGAGGUGUCUGGUAAAAAGCUUGUUGGAAGGAAGGAUUCGUUUGCAUAUGCACAGAUUUUGCGGCAGGUCGACAUCCAAGCCCUGAACCGCUUGUUUGUUAAUAGUGAACAGUUGGACAGUGAGGCCAUUGUCGAUUUUGUGAGUGCUUUGUGCAAUGUUUCGAGAGAAGAGCUGAAGUCUGUUCAGUCACCAAGGGUGUUCAGCCUUACAAAAAUCGUGGAGAUUGCCCAUUUCAACAUGGGCAGAAUCAGGCUGGUUUGGAGCCGAAUCUGGUCUGUGCUCUCUGACUAUUUCAUCCAAGUUGGCUGCUCCAGCAACCUGUCGGUGGCAAUGUAUGCCGUGGACUCCCUGCGCCAGCUGUCCAUGAAAUUCCUGGAACGUGAUGAGCUGGCCAAUUACACCUUCCAGAAUGACUUCCUAAAGCCUUUUGUGGUGGUGAUGCGCCAAUCCAAGGCUGUAGAGAUUCGUGAGCUCAUCAUUCGGUGCGUCUCCCAGAUGGUGUUGGCCAGAGUCAACAAUGUGAAGUCAGGGUGGAAAUCCAUGUUCAUGGUUUUCACAACCGCUGCAGGGGAUGAGCAGCCCAACAUCGUGAGGCUGGCAUUUGAGACCAUUGAGAAGAUCGUGCGUGAGCACUUCAACUACAUAACGGAAACGGAGACAACAACAUUCACAGAUUGUGUGAACUGUCUGAUAGGCUUCACAAACAACCCACACAGCUUGGAUGUGGCUUUGAAUUCGAUUGCUUUCCUGAGGUUCUGUGCUCUCAAACUGGCAGAGGGAUCGAUAGGAGACGUGGAGGGAGAGCUUCCCAAGGAUCUCCCCCCGGCCGCCACAAGCCCCACCCGCAUUGUGCCCGCAAAGACGGCCGACAUGGAAGAGCUCGCCCAGCACCGGCAGCCCUUCCUUCAGUCCACUGCAUCGACUGCAGAGACUGGGGAGGGCGACGCCGAGAACCCGCUGCAGAGCAUGGGCUCAUCCUCCUUCCGGUCCCUGCCCAGGGGGAUCCACUUCACAGACAAGGAUGAGCAUGUGUACUUCUGGUUUCCGCUGCUGGCAGGCUUGUCCGAGCUGACAUUUGAUCCACGGAAGGAGAUCCGCAGCAGCGCGCUGGAAGUGCUCUUUGACACCCUGAAGUUCCACGGCCACUCCUUUGCACGCUCGUUCUGGGCCAGGAUUAUUGACUCGGUGCUGCUGCCCAUUUUCGACCAUGUCCGCGCAGAGGUGACCGACACGACCACGUUCACCCAUGACAAGCUGAGGGCCCAAAUCGACGCGUGGCUGUACGAGACCUGCAUCAAGUGCCUGCAGCACCUGGUGGACCUGUUCCUCAAAUUCUACGGCGCCCUCCACACGAUGAUGGACCGACUGCUGUCCCUGCUCUCCGGGUUCAUGCACCGAACGCACCAGAGCCUGGCCUCAAUGGGCGUGGCGGCGCUCCUUCGACUGGUGACCAACGUGGGACAUUUGAUGUCCAAAGAUGAGUGGCACCAGGUGUUGACAGUGCUGGAGACCACAGCGAGGGAAACGGAGCCUGCUGUGGUCAGCCUCGUGACUCCUCCCACUCCCACAGAGCACCAGAGGCACAUUAACCGCAAGUCGAGCGACUUGACGACCACCCUGGAAGGGGCUCCCUCUGCUCGCGGUGGCUGGACGCUCAGGCAGGGGAAGGGGGCUCGCCGCCUGGCGGAAGUGAGGUGCAGGGAUGCGAUUCAGCUUCUGCUGGUGCAGGCCACAGGCGAGAUAUACAGCCAUCACUGUAAAUUGCUGGAUGGCGACCUGACUGCCUACCUUCUGCGAACACUGCGUACAAUCGCCAGCCGAUCACGGGCGACCGACUGUGAUACUGGCCUCCGGCAAUGCCUAGCAGUGCAGCAGGCGGAGGAUGCGAUCCCUGGCGACUUUGUGCUGACGGACCCCCCCCUGCUACGGCUCGAGAGCGAGGCCUCACACACCUACCUCUCCAUCCUGCUGCACCUGAACAUGGAGGGCGAUGUUGAGAUCAAGAAGUCAUGCGACGUGGAGACGCAGCUGGUGGACCUGUGCGUGGCCAAUCUGGAGCGGUUCGUGGCCGGGAGCACGCGCAGGCAACAGGAAGAGGUCGCCUCCGCCAGUCCCCGGGAGCCAAUGUCUCCUUCCGGCUUGGGCCGUGUCGUGACGCAGACUACCGACGGCCACCCAGUGGUCCUGGCCUCGACGGCGGCCGAGUAUUCGAUGUACUCCCCGCUGGUGGUCGCCACUCUGAGGGCAAUUGGCUCCUUCCCUGACGCCAUGUUUCGAGAACACCUGCAGCGCUUCUUCCCCUUGCUGACGGGCCUGAUAAGCUGCGAACACGCGCCCCUCGACGUGCAGCAGGCGCUGAGUGACGUCUUUGCCAAGAGGAUAGGCCCAAUGAUGUGA
This is a messenger RNA of Ostreobium quekettii, 6120 nucleotides long. The record is from the annotation of a GenBank genome assembly. Lineage: Eukaryota; Viridiplantae; Chlorophyta; Ulvophyceae; Bryopsidales; Ostreobiaceae.